Molecule: messenger RNA, 4758 nt
Organism: Nezara viridula (southern green stink bug)
Lineage: Eukaryota; Metazoa; Arthropoda; Insecta; Hemiptera; Pentatomidae
Source: the annotation of a GenBank genome assembly
GCUGGACCAAUGAGAUAGCGACAACUAGUAACCUCAGAAUACUUUAUCCUUUCUUGAUUAGACAACUUCAUUUGCCGGCAUCGUAUGCUAAGCAAUGUUUCGUUUUAUGUUUUUAUUCCCCUCAUUUCUAUUAUUCUUUCUAUUAAAUGAAAUAAAUUGCUCUGGCGAUGUUCUGGAAUUAACUGAUAGUGAUUUUAACACAAGAAUCAAAGAUUAUGACUCUAUGCUUAUUAUGUUUUAUGCUCCAUGGUGCGGACAUUGUAAAAAAUUGAAGCCUGAGUUUGAAAAAGCUGCAUCACUAUUAUUGGCACAUGAUCCUCCGGUUACUUUAGCUAAGGUUGAUUGUACAGAAGCCGGAAAAGAGACUUGUAAUAAGUUUUCAGUAUCUGGGUAUCCUACGCUUAAAAUCUUUAAGAAUGGAGAUUUAUCAAAAGAGUAUAAUGGCCCUAGAGAAGCAGCUGGAAUUGCUAAGUAUAUGAAAGGGCAAGUUGGGCCUAGUGCCCGAAAUCUACCUGCAAAGGAUUCUCUCAAUAAAUUUUUAGAUGAGCCAGACCUGGCAGUUGUAGGAUUUUUCGAAGAAUCUGCUAAAUCAAAAGAUGAUUUCUUAAGAGUUGCUGAUAAACUAAGAGAAAAAUACCGCUUUGGAAUUACUUCUAGCCAAGAAAAUUUAGAAACUUACCAAAAUAAAGUGGUUUUAUUCCGUCCUAAACAUUUGCAUAACAAAUUUGAACCAUCCAGUAUCGAAUUUGAAGGUGAAAUAAGCGAUGGACUUGAGUCAUUCCUUAAAAAGAACAUACAUGGAUUAGUGGAUCAUAGAACUAGGGACAAUGCUGAAGAAUUUAGCAAUCCACUUGUUGUUGCCUAUUACAAAGUCGAUUAUAUUAAGAAUCCAAAAGGUACCAAUUAUUGGCGAAACAGGAUAAUUAAGGUUGCUCAAUCAUUUUCAAAUGAUUUUAACUUUGCUAUUAGUGCCAAAGAUGAUUUCCAACAUGAAUUAAAUGAAUUUGGUUACGAUUAUGUUCCUACUGAAAAACCCAUUGUUUUCGCUCGUUCCAAAGAUAACAAGAAGUUCAUCAUGUCAGAUGAGUUUUCAGUUGAAAAUUUUGAAAAAUUCUUAAACGAUCUCAAAGCUGGAACAUUGGAUCCUUACUUGAAAUCUGAACCUGUUCCUCAGAAUAAUGAUAAACCAGUUAAAGUUGCUGUGGCCAAGAAUUUCGAUGAAGUUGUGACUAAUAAUGACAAAGAUACACUGAUUGAAUUUUAUGCUCCUUGGUGUGGACAUUGUAAGAAACUCACUCCAGUUUAUGAUGAACUUGGUGAAAAGUUAAAAGACGAGGAUAUAGCUAUCGUUAAAAUGGAUGCAACUAGUAACGAUGUACCCUCACCUUAUGAAGUUAGAGGGUUUCCUACCAUAUACUGGGCACCCAAGGAUCGUAAAUCUUCUCCUGUUACUUAUAAUAGUGGCCGAGAGUUGCAAGACUUCAUUAAAUAUAUUGCAAAAGAAGCAACUUCUGAAUUAAAAGGAUACAACAGGGAUGGAUCUCCCAAGACCUCAGAUAAAGAUGAGCUGUAAUUCUAAAGCUUUUUGUUAAUAAUUAAUGCUAAUUUGAAAUUUUUAAGCUGUCCCAUGCCACUGUACUAAUAUUGUACUGCUAUUAAGUUCAUAUUUUUUGUGUAUGUUGUCAACAAUUAUUACAGUAAAUUGGUGGUCAGCAUUUUUAUGUUUAGAAAAAAAAAAUAGAAAUAUAGUUUCUGUCAUUGAAUAAAUACAAGAAAACAAAUCAAACAAAUGUUAAAAUAAAGCUUUAAUCAUAUUCCAUCAAUGAUUAAAUAUGGUGAAAAAUAAUUGAAUAACCUAGAGAUGAAUUACAGUUUGACUUCGAAGGCUUAAUUAUAAUGAUGAAUAGUCAAGGAUAUCGGUCUCUUGUUAUAGUAAUAAUAAUAAAAAGAGACUGAUAUUUGUUAUUCUAAUGAACAAUUAAUGAAUUACAUGAGAAACUAAUAGUUGAAAUGUGUUUCUGGGAAAUUGCUCAGUAACAGUUCAAUUAUUUAGUCAUUGUGCCUUUUUAGGUCCCGCCUGAAAAAACAAAAACAAAAUAAAACUGAAUUAUGAACGGAUGUAAUAAUAAAUUGAAAUAAAUUAUUUUAGAUAUGUUUCUUUCUAAAUACUUCUAGGUUUGUGCAAUAUACCUGUACAUUAUGAAUAUAAUGGCAAUAUAAAUAUGUACUUGUAGCAAUAUCUUGUAUGAUUUGAAAUAUGCAAUCUAUGAAUUUUUAAGUAUGAUUAUUGUUUUAAUUAAUUAAAAGCUAAAUGUUUUAAUCUUUCAAGAUUUCUAAAUUAGAUGGUUAUAAGGUGUACAAAGAAAAAUACUAGUUAAAUAAUUCUUUGUUUACAUGUCUGAUAGUAAAAAUAAAGUAAUAGAAUAAUUUUGUGAUUCUUUUAUCUUUUUGAAAGCUUUUCAUUUCAUUUCAUUGCAUUAUAUACUACAUGUUAUUAAUAUGAGUUUUAUUUUGUUUUGAUCUAAUAAUUUUUGCAUAUUUAAAUUUCUAUUAAUUUUUUGUCUUAUGAACUGUAAUUAAAAUAUUUAUUAAAUGAAAAUAUUUUAAAAUAAAUUUAUCAUUUCUUGUUAAUAAAUAUAUUUCCACACACUGUUAUGUGAUAAACUUACUCAGAUUUUAAAUAUUGUGUUUAUUUUAUAAGAUUUAUCAUUCCAUUAAUUUUCGUAGACUGAAAUUUUAUUUUAUUUUUAUGUUGUAAAAUUAUUUAUUUUAUUGAUGAUAAAAUAAAUAAAUAUUAAUUUAGUUCUGGAAAUGAAGCCAUGAAUUUUUAAUGUAAAUCAAAUUAGGCUUUUUGUUUAAAGUUAUAAUUUAUAUUGUAGUACUAUGGAUAUAGAAAAAUUUAAAGAGUGAUAGUACUUUGCUUAUUUUUUAAAAACCAAUUAGCAUGAAUUGUAUUGAUAAUGAUCCAUUUGAAAUUUAAUAUUCUGUUUUAUAGAAUCUCUUUAGCUAGAGUAAAAUAGUUUAAAUAAAUCCACCUAUGUAAUUUAAAUAUUACUGAUUCUUAAAAAAAAAAUCAUAUUGUCUUUUAGUUAAAAUUUCAUUAAAUGUUUUUGCACAAUAAAGUUAAGGCUAUUUUAUAGUAAAGAUGUUGAAUAUCUUCCAAUAAGGCAUAUCCAGCUACUAUAUAAUUUAACAAUUCUAAAAUAUAUUUAUAUUGAAGAGUAAACAAAAUAAAAUUUUAUACAAUUUCUAAAAAAGAAAAUCACAUUUUUCCUGUUGUCUCUUUUUUCUUUUAUCCUUUGAUUCCAAAUUCUAUGAGGAUAGGUCUAUGGGACAUUUAUUUGAAACUUGAUUGAAAUGUGUUAAUUACUGCCAAUUUGAUUGGUAUAUGCCUGGCAUUGGUUAUUUUAUAGUUAUGAAUUUUUAUAUAUUUCCAAUGAUUACUAAAAUAUAUGUCAAGAGUUUCAUUUAUUGGGAUUAUGUUCAUCAUUAGUUUUUCUUUGGCAGACUAAAAUCUUUGUAUUAUUUAAAUUAUUUUUUUAUUGUGAUUUAACUUAAUGAACAAACCAAUGAAAUUUGUACUUCUACGAAUCAACAUUUUUACCAAUUUAAUUCUAGAUUUGAAGAAUAGCUGAGAAGUUUCUAUUACAUGAAAUCUAAGUUAAUGGUUCUAUAUUCUAAAAUAAGAGCACUGGCCUCACCUGCUUGCUUGUUUGCUAUAUGUAGAUACUGCAGCCUUUUAAUGGCUAAGUUUUGCUAUCUAGAGAUUUUAACCAGAGUAGGAGUAGUGCGAUUAAAGUAGAACUAUCAAAGUAAUUCUUAGCAGUAAUUAUUUAUUUAAAAAUUAAACAGUUUUUUUUUGGGUCGAGGAUGUCAAACCUUCAUAUUGAGUAAUAUAUUUAAUGUUGUGAGUGGGCUUACUGAAAAUGUAUUGUAGAAAUAUGGUGGCAGUACAGAAGAACAAAUUACUGCAAUUCACAAUUAGUAGUUUUAAUUAUUUAUAAAAUAAUUGUACUGUAAGUACAAUUUUUUUUUCAAAAAAGUGAGUUUUAUAUAAUUUUAAUUUGGUUCAUGCUUAAUUGUUCAUCACAAAAAUAGUUAUAUAUAUUUUAAAUUGUCUUUUAUUCAUUUGCUUAAAGCUGAUGGAAAAGGGCAAAUGCACAACGGAUUACUCUUUCUGUAUAAAAGUUUUCCCCCAAAAAAUUAGUACUUCUCUAUUGCAGUCAACGUUCAUCUUAUUUUUUUCCAUGGGAUUUGAUUUUGUUGUUCUGUAAUUAUUUACACAGUUGAUCUGCAAUUGGUGAUAGUAUACCGAUAAUUAUAAUGCACCAAAACCUAUCAAUAGUAGGUCUUGUGAACUUUUAUUUUUACUCAAAAUAUUUCACUUAUUAAAAUUAAAUUUUAAUUAAAAUUAAAAAAAGUUAGAGAACCGUUAUGGUGCUCUUUUAGUAAUUUUAAGGGACCUUGGCAGCAACUUAAAUAUAUUAUAGUCCUAAUAGGACAUAUGUAUGCUGUACUAUAUUUUUUUUUUUUAAGAUUCCUUAUUUUUCACAUUUUAAUUUAAAGGUGAAACUAUUUUGUAAGUCACUUAUUUUUUUUUAAACAAAAAAAAUAUUUUUUAGUAGAAUUUUUUUCUCAAGGUCAUUAGCACCCAUUCAUAAAAUUUUAAAUUUAUGAAUUUUAUUUUAUAGAUUAUAGUUAAACCUUAUUAUAUUCAUAUUGAAGUGUAUACCUGUUUUGAGUGACUUAAUUUUUAAG